Messenger RNA from Toxorhynchites rutilus septentrionalis, 3032 nucleotides. RefSeq names its product insulin-like receptor. The transcript is spliced from 7 exons. Gene Ontology annotation, molecular function: protein binding. The record is from RefSeq and is a predicted model, not a curated record. Lineage: Eukaryota; Metazoa; Arthropoda; Insecta; Diptera; Culicidae. Bases 1 to 2973 code for a protein of 990 amino acids.
AUGGGGAACUCUACUGUCGACAUCUACCUGCCUUUUAUACUUCUAAUUCUAAAUCUAUUGAAACUGGUUUUAACACAUCAAACAGUGGACACAUCUAUUGAGUUUCUUGAUGAUGAAGAUAGCUUGUGCAAUGACGUAGAUAUUCGUCAUCAUCUACGUGAGCUACACAUGAUCGAAAAUUGCACCGUGAUUACAGGCUACCUGCAGUUUGUGAUGAUUGAGCGAACCUCACAGCAGGAAUUUGACAAAUAUCAGUUUCCCAAUCUGAGGGAAGUUACUGGGUUUGUACUUUUCUAUGACGUGAGCAACCUCGUUUCGCUACGAAAUAUGUUCCCGAAUCUGAUGGUAAUACGAGGCCAAACAUUGAUUGACAAAUAUGCGUUGAUAUUCUAUGCGGUGCCCCAGCUGCAAGAGAUAGGCCUGAAAGGAUUGAUCGCUAUACAGAACGGUUUCGUCAACGUCCAAAAAUGCUCGCUGCUUUGCUACACGGACACGAUAGAUUGGGCUAGCAUAACGUACAUGUCGAACGGUACUGGCGAUAAAAAUUACUUCGAACCACCAGAGACGACAUGCAACAAAGUCGAGGUGUGCCGAGGAUGCCCUAGGCAAUUUUGUUGGGGUAGUAAAAGCUGCCAGAAGUUCGACACCGGCUUAGACUUCACAGCAUGUAUUUCGCACUGCACACUGCAAGAAACUAAAAAAUGCGAUGCACAGUGUAUCGGGAGUUGCUACAACAGGACCGCUACGGGGUGUCGCGUUUGUCGUGGUCCCAAAGAUGGAAACCGUUGCGUUGAGAAAUGUCCCGUAGGAAAAGUGCUCUAUCACGAAACUCAACGCUGCAUCAGCAAAUCGAAGUGCAUCGAACGAGGUAAACUAAUCUCCGAUGGCGACUGUCGCUCGGAAUGUUCUGAUGGUUAUACCGCUACUGUCGUUACCAACAUGGGCGUGAAAAUAUUGAACCACACGUGCUAUCGCUGUCCGGACAAGUGCCAUAAGGUGUGCAACGGAAUGUUGGUUACGUCGCUGGCUGAUGCCGAGCGACUGCAAGGCUGCACAAUUAUCAACGGAACGUUGCAAAUAAGGAUGGUUGAAGAUCAUCCAUUUCUGGUAGAAGAGCUGACAAGUCUGCUCGGAAGUAUAGAAGAAAUUAUGGGUUAUUUGAGUGUCUAUCGAUCGAGCUCAUUACCUUCGCUGGAGUUCCUGGAAAAUCUUGCGGUAAUACACGGAUUGUUGGAGCUCGGUUAUGGAAACUUUUCAUUGAUGGUUUAUGAAAAUCCGUAUCUACAAAAGCUUUGGAACUACGAUCAUAGGAUGUCGCUUACAUUAUCAUCUGGAAGUAUGCACUUCGUUUACAAUCCAAUGCUCUGUAUGUCGGAAAUAGAUGCACUGCAGGAAAUAACAAUAUACAAUAACACACAUGACUUGAUAAGUGUCGAUUCCAAUGGUUUCUUACAAUCAUGCAAUGUGGUCAGUAUUUCUGUGAAAUCUGUUGUAAUGUCCAGUUCGAAUGUGACAAUUUACUGGACAGAAUACAACACUACGCUUUCUCAGCAAUUAUUGGGUUUUAUCGUGUACUAUACUCCAUCUGACAAAGAACGAUCUCCUUACGAUCGGCGAGAUGUUUGCUCCAAAUACGGCUGGUAUUCGAAGUUGAUACAAUCAGAGGAAAUCAAAGUGGCGAAGAACUUUCUGUCUUAUAACAUAACGGGUCUUAAACCUAAGACGAGGUAUGCGUAUUAUAUUAAGACGUACGUAGUGGACAACAAUCGCAAUGCGUCUGAGAGGAAAAUUGGCCAAUCUGCAGUUCAUUACUUCACCACUAAGAUCACAAAACCAACACCCCCUUUGCGAGUGUACACUGUACGCAAAACUGAUAACUCAAUAACCUUUUCGUGGAUAAUCCACAGAGGGGAGAAAAAUCUUGUUCGUCAAUUUCGCAUAGACGUUUUCAUUCAACCGGACGAUCAAGAUUUUCUAGAUCAACGCAAUUAUUGCCUUGCUCCGAUGGUAGAAGAAUCAGAACUGAAACACACCGAAACAUGUCCCCCGGAUGUCUGUUGCUCGGAUGCUUUGAGCGAUGAAUUUGAUAUUCCGGACAUCGACAAUGAUUUUUUCUCUCGACGAAAACGGUCACUGACUACUGGUACCGAGAACUACACCACCAAGAAUUCAGUCUCGGAUAAGUUUCGGCAGAAAAUGUACAGCUUCUUAACCGUAGAUUCAUUGCCUCAUUCGAUCGUGAGAGGCCGUCAAAAACGCGACGUUCUUGACCUGAGGAAUCAUAUCUAUUUCCACAAAUUCGAUGCUGAGAACAAGGAUUUUACUGUCUCCAAACUGCUCCCAUACACAUAUUACACAUUUCAAUUAUUUGCUUGUAGCGGAAGGGAGUUCUCGAGCUGUAGUCCGUAUAGCAUCUAUUCUGAUCGAACCGAUCGGACAGUCAAUUCUGCUAAUAUAACUAUUACGGUCAUCAAACCAACGAAUAACUCGAAUCAGCUAGACUUGAAUACCAUUACUGUAAUCUUCGAGGAACCAAAACCUGUCAACGGUCCUAUUGUCGCAUACAAUGUGGAGGCAAAGUCGCUCAACAUGGCAAACUCAACCUAUAUCCGAAAUUGUAUUACCAGGAUGCAGCAUGAGCGAGCCAAAUACAGAUACAUAUUUCACAAUUUAUCGCCGGGAAAUUACACGAUCAGGGCGCAGGUGAUAUCACUAGGAGGACCUGGUCCUUUUAGCGAUUGGUAUUUUGCACAGGUGUUGCCAGUCAAGCGGGUCCUUAUCGAGGAUCACUCAUUGCGUAAUGGUUUCACAACGUUUGCUGUGCUGUUUGGAUUGACAAUCUCAUUGGUAGCGGCGUACUUUUGGUACGAAAGCAGGUCGAAGGAGCAUCGCGAAGAUCUGAUUCCAUUAGUGGAACAUGAUUUCAAUGAGCCCGUUGUUGAAGAUGGGUUUGUUGAUUGUGCGCUUCGAUGAAACUGUGUGUUUGUGAAGAAAAUAUAUUCAUUCGCAAUGUACUGUAGAAUAAAGCUUAA